Molecule: messenger RNA, 2652 nt
Organism: Lodderomyces pseudojiufengensis
Lineage: Eukaryota; Fungi; Ascomycota; Pichiomycetes; Serinales; Debaryomycetaceae
Exons: 1
Coding region: 1-2652 (883 amino acids)
Source: RefSeq, a predicted model, not a curated record
AUGUCUGCUUAUUCGUCACCCUACAAGACAACUCAACCACCAAUAUAUAUUGAUGAUGAUUUAUCACCUGUAAAAUUACCAUCAACUAACAUAAACACAUCAUCUAUAAGAAAAUCAUACGCAUAUAAUCACCAAGGAAGUCAUACACCAGUAAAAGAAAUAACUAAUCUAGAUCAAUCAAGCUUCCAAAAACAACAACAACAACCAUAUACGGAAAAUAUAACCAAGACAAAUUAUUUAAAUAUAAAUUCAGCAACAAAAAAAUCAAUAGAUUUAAAACGUAAUAGAUCAUCAAUAUCAGAUACAACCACAACCACAACCAUCAAACCAUCAAGAUAUUCAUUAACUUCACCAUUACGUAAAAAACGAUUAACUUCAAAUUUAGAUAGUAUUAAAAAAUCAAAUUUAAAAUUAGAUUUAACAAUAAAUAAAUUAAAUAAUGAUAGAAAUAAGAGGUUGAAAAAUUUAGAAUUUAAUAAGAAUUCAAAAUCAAGUCUUGAUAAUUAUGAUGAUGAUAUUGAAAAUAAUUUAAGUUCUCCUAUAAAAAGAAAUCGAUCUUUUAAUAAUACUCAUCAAAUUGAAAUUGAAAAUAUAACUGAUGAAGAUAUUAUUGAAAUUGGUGGUAGGAAAUUAAGUAAUGAUUCAAUAAUUAUUAAUGAUGACAAUGAUGAUAAUAAUGACAACAAUAACGAUAACAAUGAGAAAGAUAAAGAUCAAAUACAAGAAAUUUCAAAUGAUGUUGAAAUUGGAAGAAGAAUUGAAAUUGAAGAAUCAAGUGGUGGAAGUGGUAGUGGUAAUAGUAUAUGGAGAAAACAAAGUCCAAUAAAUCCUCAAUUAAGUAGUGAUUUUGAAAUUGAUUCAAAUUUCAUGAAAGAACCAAGUGCAACUUUAACUCAUUCACAAUUUACAAAAUUAAUAAAUGAACUGAAACAAGAAAGAUUGAAAACUCCUGAUAACCCUAUUGAAAUAGAAGAAGAAGAAGAAGAAGAAAAAUAUUCUAAAAUAAAAUCACCUAACCAAAAUACUGAUUCAAAUUAUGAAUUAAGUCCAUUAAGACAUGAUAUUGAUAUUAUUAAAAAUUUUGAAAAUAAUGAAAAAGAGCAGCAAGAACAAGAAUUAAAUGAAUAUGAAGAUGAACCAACAAUAAAUUUUAUAAAUCCAACAAAUUUAAAACCCCUUUUUUCAAUGAACCACAUCACCAAAUUAGAAAAAAAUCAUGAAAAUAAAAUUAAUCAAUUAUAUAUAGAAAUAAAUGAUAAAAAUCAAGAAAUUCAAAAUUUACAACAACAAUUAAAUAAAACAAAUGAUGAAAAUAAAAAAAUUCAAUAUAAUAAUGAAUUAAUUAAUUUAACUAUCACCACAAUGGAAAAAGAUAUAGCAAGUUUAAAUAAACAAAAUAAGAUAUUAGAAAAUUCAAAUUUAAAUUUUAGACGUAAAUUAAAUGAUUAUAAAAUUUCUAUAAAUGAAAUGGAAAUUGAAUCAAAAAAUUGGAUAGAUAAUAAAAAUGAAUUUGAGACAACUAUUGUCACAUUAAGAUCACAAAUUGAUGAACUAAAUAAUUCUAAAACUGAUUUAGAAAAUAAUAUUAAUCAAAUCAAAAUUGAAAAUGAAGAAACUUCAAAAAAGAAUCAGGUACUAGAAUCAAAAAUUAAAGAAUUAGAAAAAUAUAAUCAAGAAAUUAUAAAAAAUUAUGAAAAUGAAUCAAAUGAUAAAAUCCAAUCAUUAGAAUCAAGUCUAACAAUAAAAGAUUCAUUAAUCGAUAGUUUAAAAACCGAUAAAUUAAAAUUAAUCACCACAAACAAGGAGAAUGAAAAUUUAAUUAAAGAAUUAGAUCAAUUAAUUAAUUCCUCUAAGCAAGAUUAUGAAAAUGAUGUAAAGCACUUGAAUUUAAAAUAUAUUACAGAAAUUGAUAAUUUGAAUAAAUCAAUUAAUGAAUUUAAAAAUGAUAAAAAUCAAUUAGAAUUGGAAUUAAUUUCAAAAACUAAUGAAUUGAAUAAUAUUGUUAAAUCUAAUGAUGUAGAAAUUAAUAAAUUAAAAGAAGAAAAUAAAAACCAAAAAUUAGAGUUUGAAAGAUCUGAGAAGCUAUAUAAAGAAGAAAUCGAAGAAAAAAAACAAGAAUUAAUUACAAUAUCAACAUCAUAUGAAAAAUUAGAAUUGGAAUUAUCCUCCAAGAUAUCAGAAUUAAAUGAAUUAGAUUCAAAUUUUGACAGACAAGUUUUAGAAUAUAAAGAAAUAAAAUCAAUAGCAAAUGAAUAUGAAAUUAGAAUUGAUCAUAAUGAAAUUGAAUUAUCAACACAGUCAGAAAAAUUAAAAAUUUAUGAGCUAAAAUUUCAAGAAUUGAUCACCGCAAUAGAAUCUCAAAAAUCCACACAUCAACAACAACUCACAAAAAUAGAAUCACUAGAAUUACAAAUAUCAGAAAAUGAAAAAGAAAAAAUAAUACAAGAAGAUAACCUUAUAAAAUAUCUCCACAAGGAAUAUUCACUAAAACAUCAAACAAAAAUGAAUGAAAUAAAAUUACAUUAUGAUCAAGAGCUAGCUAAGCAACAAAAAGAAAUUAAAUCUCUUUCUAAAAAUAAUGAAUUUUUAUCUAAAAAGAUUGAAGAUUUAAAUUAUGAAUAUCAAUUGUUAUUAAAAGAAAAAAGUGAGUAA